Messenger RNA from Tuber aestivum (summer truffle), 656 nucleotides. NCBI's taxonomy places the organism in Eukaryota, Fungi, Ascomycota, Pezizomycetes, Pezizales, Tuberaceae. The record is from the annotation of a GenBank genome assembly.
GUGUAUCAUAGCAUCUGCUAGACGAUUGGCCGACAUCACCUCUGUAUGUCGGCAUGUGCUGUCACCAAUACUCUAGUUGCGGUACAGCUCAUUGGCUCGAGUCCCUGCUCCGUCCUGAAAUCAUUUCAGAUCCCCCCCAUUUCCAAUUCCAUCCUCAUGGCGUCCUCGCCAUUGGCUCUUUCUCUCUCUCUCGCUCUCUCUCGCUCUCCGUUAACCUUUCGGCUCCAGUUGCGGACCGUCCAGCGCCCGGCGAGCAAUCGCAUCGUAGCGCUCCGCAGGUACUCGAGCAGUUAGUGAAUGGGGGAUCACCGAUGUGUAAGCUACGUAUGAUACCGUAUGCACAACUUGAUAGGGUGAGGGAGCACCGCGCCUUGGCCAAGUUAACUUUAUUUUUGCCCAUUGCAUGCGGAUUCAGCUGAUCGGGUGCACGUACGAGUACUCGUACAGUGGGAGUGCAGCACAGAUAAUAGCUUGUCUGUUAUGGCCACGGAGUACCGGUACGGUAUGGUAUAUUACGGUACGUCACAGCGACCACUGUUCUGUGUUGUACGAGUACGAUACCAGCGACGGAAUAGGUUGGGGGGAGAGGGCAGUGUAAUUGCGGAUGACAUUCCGAAGGCAAGGAAGGAGGAAGGAAAGGAAGGUGAUUGCGAGAG